This is a messenger RNA of Alligator sinensis (Chinese alligator), 1561 nucleotides long. RefSeq names its product kinesin family member 2B (gene KIF2B). Gene Ontology annotation, molecular function: microtubule motor activity; microtubule binding; ATP binding. The record is from RefSeq and is a predicted model, not a curated record. Bases 1 to 1464 code for a protein of 487 amino acids. Gene Ontology annotation, biological process: microtubule-based movement. NCBI's taxonomy places the organism in Eukaryota, Metazoa, Chordata, Crocodylia, Alligatoridae. The transcript is spliced from 2 exons.
AUGUUAACGAAAAACCAUAAUGGAACCUCCAAAAAGUACAAUCAUGGAAACAUGUUACCAGUUAUACCAGUAACUGUAGCGCUGGACGUGGUGAGCGUCCCCCGCGGGGACGUGGUGAUGGUCCGCGAGGCCAAGCAGAGGCUGGACCUGUCCCGCUACUUGGAGAACCAGGUGUUUCGCUUUGACCGCGCCUUCGACGCCGCCGCCACCAACGAGCUGGUGUACAGACACACGGCCCAGCCGCUGGUGGAGACCGUCUUCCGCCGGGGCACGGCCACCUGCUUCGCCUACGGCCAGACGGGCAGCGGCAAGACGCACACCAUGGGGGGAGACCUCUCGGCUGCCAGCCAGGACUUCUCCAAGGGCCUCUACGCCCUGGCGGCCCGCGAUGUGUUCUGCCGGCUGCGCCGGCCCAGCUGCGAGAAGCUGGAGCUCCAGGUCUACGGGGCUUUCUUCGAGAUCUACGGGGGCAAGGUGUACGACCUGCUCAAUGGGAGGAACCGCCUCCGGGUGCUGGAGGACUCCAAGCAGCAGGUGCAGGUGGUGGGGUUGCAGGAGCAGGAGGUGGCGUCCGUGGAGGAUGUCAUCAAGCUCAUCGAAGUGGGCAACAGGGCCCGCACGUCGGGCCAGACCUCGGCCAACACGCGCUCCUCGCGGAGCCAUGCCGUCUUCCAGAUUAUCCUCCGGGCCAGAGGGAAUCUGCAUGGCAAAUUUUCCCUCAUUGAUUUGGCUGGGAACGAGAGAGGAGCGGACACGGGGAACUCGAACAAGCAGACCAGGCUGGAAGGGGCUGAGAUCAACAAGAGCCUCCUGGCGCUAAAGGAAUGCAUUAGGGCCCUCGGGCACAACAAAGCCCACACCCCGUUCCGGGCUAGUAAGCUCACGCAGGUGCUCAGGGACUCCUUUAUCGGGGAGAAUUCCUGUACCUGUAUGAUCGCUACCAUCUCUCCGGGGCUGAGAUCUUGCGAGCACACCCUCAAUACCCUAAGGUACGCCAACCGGGUGAAGGAACUGGCUGUGGAUAACUCUCUCAGACUGCUCCGCUCAAGCUUAGCCAAGUCCCCAUAUGAACUGGAUGACCUGAAGGAACCUUGGAUGAUACAGAGCUUGCCCGAGACAGACGAGUUCAAAGUGCUUUACGUGCAGAAAGAGGAGGAAGGCGCUCCCCACCUGUUUACUUUCGAUGCCAGAGGGAAAGCUCAGAAGAAAAGAAAAGACCUUGAUGAGAGGGCGCUUGUAGAAGAACACCAGGAGUCGCUGCGGUGGUUGAAGGUGUUCCUAGAAAUAGCCGAGGAAAUAGAUUACGACGUGGAUUUUUAUGCUGCCCAGUUCGAAGCCGUCCUGGGGCAAAAGAUCGGUAUUCUUACUGAGAUCCAAGAUAAAGUCAAAUCGUUCCGCGCGAUCCUCUCUCAGGAAGAGCUGGGUAAUAGUCAGGUCGGCACGAAGAGGUCUCGUGUUCUGUAAGCCCAGGUUGAAGGUCCCCCUUCCAUUAAGAGGACAAUUGUAAUGAUGCUGUGGCUCUGACCACGCAACAACACGAAUGCUUAAAAAAAUAACUUAA